This is a messenger RNA of Boleophthalmus pectinirostris (great blue-spotted mudskipper), 6974 nucleotides long. Its product is annotated as NACHT, LRR and PYD domains-containing protein 12-like. The transcript has 14 exons. Bases 461 to 3667 code for a protein of 1068 amino acids. Lineage: Eukaryota; Metazoa; Chordata; Actinopteri; Gobiiformes; Gobiidae. Gene Ontology annotation, molecular function: protein binding. The record is from RefSeq and is a predicted model, not a curated record.
UUACUCCUUGUUGAUUAUUGCUGUGACGUUGGUAACGUUUUUUUAGAACCUCAGGUACUUUCCAGUUGUGCAGUUUUAUCUGAAAAGUACUUGUGGGCGGAGUGUAAGUACCUGUGAUAAGUACCUCUAGGAUUACAGUAGGAUUACUGAAGUACACAAUAAUAUUUUCUUAAGAUGGAUUCAUUUGUUCAUUUGUAUUCGUGGCACUGCACAGGCCACAGUUUGAAACAAAAGACACAAAUAUGAAACUAAUUAUGUUUGACUCAAGUUGUAUUUGUCUGGAGCACAUUUGGAGUUCAUCUGAAAAACACGUCUGUCAACACAACAAGUGGCUUUGUUGAAGUGCAGGAGCAUUUUUCUCCUCAACUUCCUUGUUGUGGAAAGUCAGCUGUGUGAUUCCAUGGAAAUAGAAAGUUAAAACCAUACUGUGGGACAUUCUCCGUGGAGAUAGAUAUGUUUUAUGGUUUAUGUUUUAUGCCAUUCUGUGGAAUAUUACAGCCGUGGACAAAAAUUCCAUGGAAACAAGCAGGAGCAGGCCCCCUUCAGGUCACAUAAGAGUCAGGUUUAUGGAAAUGCAAGCCCACUCACAGCGGUUGUCACUGAGAACAGGCGGCAGUGGGACUGUUUAAGCAGUUGUUCAAGAAAUGCACCUCCAUUAUUCUCUAACGAUGGACCUCAUGAGCGAUCUCCUAGAGUGAAGCUUGUCAUGCCGAAGGAGGCGGAGUCUUUUUGUGGUACAGAGUGGAGUGACCGGUCAAAAGAAUCCCCUCCUGAGUUCAGGGAGGAGCCUGUGCUUCAGGUCGACCUUCAAGCGCCGGCUACUUCCUCUGUCCAGAACAGUGAGAUGUACAGCAGCUGUGCUCAUGAACCAAGUGCAGACAGAGUUAUACAAAGUCAUCGUGACACACUGAGGAGGCGUUUUGAGCAAGUGAGAGAAGGAGCUGAAGGAACGCAGAACAAUAAAGUCCUGGACCAGACCUACACUGAGCUGUACAUCACUGAAGGGUGGAGGCAGGGAGUCGACACGCAGCACGAGGUGAGACAGUUGGGGUCACAGCUGAAGAGGAAUGCAACCAAUGACCAUCCAAUCAGAGUCCACGAUAUCUUCAGGCCCCUCCCACCUGAUGAUAAACCAGUCCGAGUGGUCCUGACGAGCGGUGUGGCUGGGGUGGGGAAGACCUUCUCAGUGUGGAAGUUCUGUCUGGAGUGGGCCAAGGCUGCGGAGAACCAGGACUUGGAUCUGGUGGUGCCGCUGUUCUUCAGAGAGCUGAACCUGCUCCAGCAGAAGAAGCUCAGUCUGCAGGAGAUGGUCAGGGACUUCCACCCUGACCUCACACACCAGACGUCCUCAAAGAUCCUGACGCAGAAACGCAUUAUCUUCAUUCUGGACGGUCUGGACGAGAGCAGACUUCCCCUGAACUUCAGAUGUGAGCAAAUCAGUGACAUCACAGUGAGGGCAGAGGUCAACACACUGCUGGUCAAUCUACUGAGGGGCACACUGCUUCCUUCUGCCCUUAUUUGGAUGACCUCCAGACCUGCAGCGGUCGGUCAGAUCCCUUCAUGGUGUGUAGACAGGGUCACAGAGGUCAGGGGCUUCUUCACUGAUGCUCAGAAGAAGGAGUUCUUCAGCAGAAGGUUCACAGAUGAAAGACAGUGUAAGACAAUCCUGUCCCACAUCCGAGUGUCCCACAGCCUCUACACCAUGUGCCAGAUCCCAGUCUUCUGCUGGAUCACAGCCUCUGUCCUGGAGCACAUGCUGGAGACCCCAGACACAGAGUUUCUGCCGCAGACCCUCACCCACAUGUACGCCCACUUCCUCCUGGUCCUGACCCGCAGGAGGAGGAGGAAGUAUGGAGCAGAGAGCAGGGGUCCAGACCUGACAGAGGCAGACUGUGACACCCUCCUGAAGCUGGGAAGACUGGCCUUUGAGCAGCUACAAAAGGGAAACCUCAUGUUCUACAGAGAAGACCUGCAAGAAGUUGGCCUAGAUGUAACCGACGCCUCCUACUCAGGGCUUUGCACGGAGAUCUUUAAAGAGGAGAGCACCAUCUUCCAGAAGUCUGUGUUCAGUUUCAUACACCUGAGCGUACAGGAGUUUCUGGCUGCAGUCUACAUGCAGCAUUGCUUCACUUACAGGAAGGUGGAAGUCCUUGAAUGGUUCGGUGUGGAUGAUGAUGAUGAGGAAGAGUCAGAUGAAGAGAACCAAGAUAAACCUGUAGCUCUGGAUGAGUACCUUGAGGACUUUUUAAAAAGAGCUUUGUUAAUAUCUUUUGAAAGUGAAACAGGACACCUUGACUUAUUUGUUCGCUUUCUUCACGGCCUCUGUCUGGAGUCCAACAGAAAGCCCUUAUGGAGCUUACUCGGCUGUGAGUGGGUCGAACCAGGUACUUUACAGAAAGCUCAAAAUCAGCUGAAAAACAUGAAGAUCCGGUUUGAAUGUCCAAAUAGAGGAAUCAACAUCUUCCACUGCCUGUUGGAAAUGAAUGACAAUUCUGUUCAGCAGAAAAUCCAAGACUUCGUGAAGAAUGGGGACAGGUCAUUGAAGCUGUAUGAGAUCCAUUGCUCUGCUCUGGCCGACCUGAUUCAGGCAUCUGAGGAGGUCAUGGAUGAACUGGACAUCAGUCAGUACAACGCUUCACCAGACGCUCGCUUACGACUCAUUCCAGCUGUUAAGAACUGCCACACAGCACGACUCUCACAAUGCCUGCUGUCCAAGGCUCACUACGAGCUCAUAGUCUUGGCCCUGGGGUCAGAGCGGUCUCCUCUCAGAACGCUGGACUUAAGGGGGAACUGGCUGGAGGACUCAGGGCUGGAGAUUCUCUGUGUGGGACUCAACAGCACAAACUGCAGACUGGAGACUCUGUUACUGGCCAACUGCAGACUUACACGGGACAGUUGUAAAAUGCUGGCCCAAGUUUUGGAAAAGUCCAGUUUAAAAGAGCUGGAUUUAAGUCGGAACCUGAUCGGUGAUAAUGGACUGCAGAUGCUGUGCUUCUCUCUAAAGCGUCCACAGGGGGCGCUGCACACUCUCAGGCUGACGGCGUGUGAUCUGACCAGUCUCUGCUGCUCCUCUCUGGCCUCAGUUUUUGAGUCCGGCUCUGCUCUUAAAAGUUUGGAAAUGAACGAAAAUAAGCUCCAGGACUCAGGCGUGGCCCUUUUAGCGUCUGGUCUGAAGAGUCCACUCUGCAAACUGGAGACGAUGAGCCUGACCCACUGUGAGCUGACCGAACAGAGCUGCUCGUACCUGCCUUCAGUCCUGAGCUCCAGCCCCCUCACUCACCUAAACCUGAGCUACAACGGGCUUCAGGACUCUGGAGUGAGACUGCUCUCCCUCGGGUUACAAGGGUCCAGACUGCAAGCCCUACGGUUACGUUGCUGUCUGCUCACCGCUGAUGGAGUCCAGUCUCUGACUUCAGUUCUAAAGGAAACCCAGCUGAAAAAACUGGACUUAAGUCUGAAUCGGCUCCGAGACCAGGCUGUGGGACCCCUGAGGGACGCUCUGCUGGAACCCCACUCUCUCCACAAACUCAGGUUGAAAGACUGUGGGAUGUCCAGAGAAGGUUGUGAGUCUCUGCUCUCGACGUUCCACUCAAAUCCUCAGAACCUCAAACAGCUGGAUCUGCAUCUGAACUACGCCCAGGUCUCCCUCCAAAACCUGCAGCAGUGAGGACAAAACUGACUUUUUAAACCUUUAACCAUAAUUAUAUCUUCAUCAUCCUUGCUGGAGUUGUGUUUUGUUUUUUUUUGUUCAAGUUUGUAUCAUCUGAACACAAAACUGACUUUUUCAGGGCUUUCAACCAUGUUAUAGUUGUUUUCUCUUCUCAAUUGCCCUCUCGAAGUUGGAUUUAGAGUGAUGUUUGAUUAAUUUUUAUUACAUAUUCACAGCAUCAUUGUUCACCUCCGCUGGUCCACGCCCACUGUGACGUACGGACUUUGUUCUCCAUCUGGAUUUUCUUACUCGUGAUACGUGUAGGACUCUGCAGCGUCUCAUACUCAUUUUGGUAGAAAUAUGAAAAAAAAUCUGCUACUCACUACCGUGAUGUGCAGUUAUUCAUAGGAGGGGCUGACGGCAUGUGGUGCUUCGUUGUGAUGAGGUUUACGCCAACGUCAGCUCCCACUGGGCACCACAGUUUAAAGCGAAAGUUAGUGAACUAGAUUUUUUUUUUAAAUGUCUUUUAAAGUAAUUUUAGAUAAAUUAUAACAUAAUCCAUGCGUGUCAUAGAUUAUAACUAUGCGUAUAUAACUUCUUUAACACAAUAUACAGUAGCUAGGCAGCUCUAUGAAAAGAGGUACAGAUGUAGGCUACUUUGUGUAAACCAAAUAAGGCAGGAUAUGUUACAUAAUCAUCAAAUCUGUCUUUAUGACUGACAUUUGUAACAUUUAGUACAUGUAUUGCAGUAUACAAGUGUAUACAUGCUGUACAGUAUAAGUGUACAUGUAUAAUAGAGUAUAUAUGUGUACAUGUUAAGCCAGGGGUGUCCAAACUUUUUUCAUCAAGGGCCACAUAUCUAAACACAGAAGAAGCAGAGGGCCUAUCGAGGGCCGUAGACUGGAGCUAAAAAAAAACUGUGAAUAAUUGAAAUAUGUACAUGUUUAACACGCUAGAAUGAAGCAUCAGUCUUUAUUCACGCUAAGAUCCUCAAAACCACACACUAAAUAUUAAAUAUGAGCUUUAUCAAAGUAGAUUUUCAAAAACUUGCUGUAAAAAGCUCAUUUUUAACUGGUGCACUGUAAUUUGGGCCAAUUCAACUGGAAGCCUGAGGGCCAAGAAAAAUUUGUCUGAGGGCCACAUUUGGCCCACGGGCCAUAGUUUGGACAUGCCUGUGUUAGGCACAUAAUCAUACUAAGGCAGUACUAGUGUCAGGAGCUAACACCAUUAGAGACUUUUUGGGUUCAUAUGUGUCAUACUAGUUACUACACAGUAAUAGAUCUAAUGUUACAUUUUGUUGUGAUUUAUUACAAAUGUGAAACUUGGAUUCAUAUUUUAUUAGGGUUAGGGUUUAUUAGGGUUGGAGUUUAUAAGGGUUAGGGUUACAUCUGAAGGAUUUGGACUAUAGUGAGAUUUCUAAAUAUUCAUUUAUUUAAUUUGCACAAUACAGUUUUUUCUCCACUUCACUGUUUCCAUGAUUAACAGAUCUGACACCCAAAAGGAGUGAGCAGAAAAAAAAAAAAAAAAAACCCGCUCCAUAGCCCCUCUUACAUAACAGACAAAACGUGAUCACCAUUGAACACGGUGACAGUGUCUGUUUUUUAAAUCCUGAGAAAAGCAGAUGAUGUGGUUUUGUGUGAGCUGGGAGAGGUUGGGAAUGGGUCAGUUUUGUUGUAUUGUUCUUUUGAAAAUGAAUUUAGAAAUCCUUUGGUGAAAUAUUCACCUAGUCCUCAUAUUUUCUGGAGUCUUGACUGCAGCAAGAUGAAAUGCUUUGUUGAUUCUAAUGUAUAAUUUUGAUUUAAUUUAAUUUGAAUAAUUUUAAAUUUGUGAAACCUGGAUGAAGAAACUUUAUAUUCAAAUCUAUAAAUGAGUCAGUUUGUGUUUGUAAAAAUGCAUUUCAGUGGAAGUCUUUGUGAAUGGUGUUGUAUACGUCCAUAAAAGGACUGUUCAUAUGUUUGUAAGACUCUAUAAUGAAAUAAAUUGUAUUCAGUUAAAUCUUUUCAUAGAGUAGAAAAAGUGAAAUAUCUGGGUUUCAUGUGACGUCACAGGGCUCCGUUUGUCAGCACGCAAAAUCAGAUGGAGGCAGGAAGUGAACUGACUGGAGGAAAAUGCCGAUGUGUUGUGUAGUUUACGGCUGUGCCAAUUGUUCUAACCGAGAGAAGUAAAAGCGAUUUUUUUUAGAGUACCGGAUAUAGUCGUCCACAAAGGUCAGAAAUGGGAAAAGCCGACAGAACAACGUCGUAAAAAGUGGAUUACAAACCUGUUUGCGGUCGGGAGGAGCAGAAUUCGCUAAUGCUCGUGUCUGCAGUGACCACUUUGACAAAGGUUUGUUACAAAGCUAAAUUGUUUUUUGUGGUUUACCUAAACAUAAACGAAUCAUUAACGACUAACGGCAAACGACAUUUGUUGACAUUAAAUAGUUCAGAUUGAGGUCACUGCUGAUACACUGCAGUUUUUCCCAUAACGUCUAUACACAUAAAAUAAGAGAAACACUCACCCCGGCCGAAGACCAAACCAUAAUCAUCAUUUAGGCGUUUUGCACCAAGGUUGAGGACCCAUCCACUGACAAAAAAAGUUCUAUGCCUCCAAACUUUUGUACUUUGCCUUCAUCUGUUGUCUGGUGUAGAACGAUGUCUGAAGAGCUAAAUAGUUCAUGAUCUCCUCUGCCUUGAUUGUCGGCAAAUCUUUUACUUCGGUUGAAAAUUCUCUCAUUUUCAAUAAGAUCAGGGUCACGCCCAAUAUAUUUGUCGACUAACUGCUCGUACUUUUGUCUUGCUACUGGCUCUAAAUCCUUACAAUAAGAACUCUUCUCCAUAUCUGUGUUCUCCAGAGCCGUGUUUGUCGUGUUUGUCUUCACUUCCUGCCCUCCACCUGAAAUUCGCACAUCAUCCUGAUCACGUGACUGAAACCCUCCUAUAAAAUAACCUGUACCUGAUUGUGAACCAUGAAUGAGGAACAUGCUUCAGUUUUCACUUUUAGCCCCGCACACUUAGUCCCUUCUGUCGACGUCACAUUGCACCGUGACAUGGAAAUGAUUGUCUGGGCAGGCUUAGGCAGCUGUUUCCAUGUAAGUGUCCACUGCUUUUAAUUGCAGUUUUACUCUUUAACUCUUGAAAAUGGAAUCCAACAGAGAGUUAAGUGUGUGAGAUGGUGUCAGGCUGUUGUUUUUUAACGAUGUGACUUUUGGAUUUGUUAUGGUAAAUGGAUCUUUUGUAUAUGUCUUGCUUAAAGAGCUAUUCAAAAGACUCUCUGUCUCUUUUUAUUUUUAAUAUAACAGAAAACCAGUGUGAUAACUCAUCUUAUCAAUAAACAAUCACAAAAAGAA